Molecule: messenger RNA, 1661 nt
Organism: Rosa chinensis
Lineage: Eukaryota; Viridiplantae; Streptophyta; Magnoliopsida; Rosales; Rosaceae
Product: leucine-rich repeat extensin-like protein 3
Exons: 1
Coding region: 733-1230 (165 amino acids)
Source: RefSeq, a predicted model, not a curated record
UCUGAAAUUUUUUUGUCACCAACUUCAUCAUAACAAUUGGACAAGUCACAAAGCUACACAGUCUCUCUCUCUCUCUCUCUCUCACUGUUAGAGAAACAGAAACAGAACAGCUUAGAGGUUGUUGCUAGGCAAAUGCAUGAUUAACCCAAAUUAGCCCCAGCCGUUGAAUCCCGCGUAGACUCUCUUCUUCUUCGCUGUCCCUCUCUCUCUCUCUCUCUCUCUCUCUCUCUCUCUGUGUUUUACAGAAGGUCACAAAGUAACCAUCUUUCCCCAAUUUAUGUUCUUUCUCAACGACCCAUUUUGACUGAUUCUGCUAUUUCAUUUCAGCAGCGACCCGAAAAUUCCCAAACACCUAGACUUUGUGGAACCCAUUUGAAUUUGGCUCCAGGUCCUUGUCUGAAUUUGAUCGGGGACACCCAGAUUGGAAGGUCAAGCUCAAUCAAGAACCCUAGACCUGUGUGACCAAGUCAAGCCCCAAAAGAGGACGAAACCGAGCAUCUGGGGCCAAUCCAAGUUGACCCAAUCGGGGUCGAAAUUUCAAGGAAGGAGAGGAUAUUACCAAGACCCUGAUCGGAUUCAGAAACCCUAGUUCUCUGAAAGGGAGCAAGGUAUUUGAAUUCAUUCUGAUGAGGAGAAAAUCAAGAAUCUUGGGUUAGACCCAGAUGCGGGAGUGCUCCAGAGACCCCUAAUUCUGCUUGAAAAGUUCAAGUGCUCUCUGUGCUUGUUGAUUUCAUGGAACCGCCAUUGUCAAGCUUGAUCUUUGUGUUCAUCAUUACCAUAUGUGCUCUUCUGGUUGAUUCUCAAUCCCAAAAUGUCAACUCACCGCCUCCGCCUCCGCCUCCCCCACCGCCUCCGCCACCGCCGUCACCAUCUCCACCGCCACUGCUACUGGAAUCUUCAUCCUCACCACCUCCGCCCCAUUCGCAGACUCCACAACCUAAACCAGACUCUUCCACAGCACAACCUCCGCAGGAAUCUCAAAGUCCACCCCCGCCACCUGCUCGGCCCCCAAAUCACUCCAAUAGACCACCAUCGCCUCGCAGCCGGCACAACAAGCACCACCCGCCACCUCCACCGCCUCGUAAGGGGCACAAUUACAAUGCAGGGAAGAAGGUUGGGCUCUUGUUUGCCGGUAUUGCUGCCAUUCUUCAGAUUGGUGUAGUUGGGUUCUUGGUUUUCAAAAGGAACCAGCUUCUCAAGGUCAGGGAUAGAUAUGAGAAUUGUUCUUGAAUAUUAAGUAUCGGAUUGCUUACACAUUCUUUUGUUUGGAUGAGAGCACUGGUUUGAAAGUUCUUUGAUUAGCUGGUUAUACUGGGGCUUUAAUUGAAUUGAGAUUCUUUUGUGAGGCGCGGACAGUGUAUGAAUUGAGAUUGAUGGAUAUGAACUUCGAAUGGAUCCAGCUUCGCUGGCUCCAUUCUGCCCCCUCCCGGUUGCUCUGUAAAUUGGUUAUUGUUGCUUGUAAUUUUUUCUUCAUGUUUCUUCAUUAUGUUGAUUUUUUUAUGUUCUUUUAGCUUGUCUACACGGCUUACAAUUUGAAGUAGAAGAAACCAUUUUAGGCUUUGUGUCAUGAAUGACUUUUUUUUUCCUUGCUAACUUUGACAAUGUGAAUGUAUAACAAGAUUCAUGGAAGAAUUACAAUGACAAGAUCUAGUUUCUCAUUU